AUGAAGAGUUUCCGCGUAGUUUGCAGGUUCCCCGCCAUGUUGCAGCUGCUAGCACUUGUGGGACUUGCAUUGGUUCCGCAAAGCGCUCUCAGUUCUCAAAACGGCGUGUACGUAAAACUCUUUCCCGGCCGUGAGUUGUGUUUGAGUUACGAGGGGUACCGGGAAGUGGAGGAAACACCGCCAACAGUUGCCUUGCGACAUCGCGCCCUCUCGCCACGUAACGUUAACGUGCGAACACGCCUCUACGGCCCUGAUGGAAACAUUAUACGACAUGAUGACCGCAUCGAUCCCUUUGGACAACCAGCGUCUUUCUUCUUUAAGGUAACAAAGACGGGUACAUAUCGGGUUUGCAUGCGUACACCGUUGAACCACCCGCCGCUAUCGUUUGACAUGCGUUUCAUCGGCGAGCGCGAUGUGGCGCAGUCACCGGAGACCGUUGAGGGAGUGGAAGUUGCUGACAAACCAAUAGAAGCCUCCGACUAUCAAAGUUCACUUCACAUGUUGGACAUUUGUGUGCAAGUGGCUCUAGAUGAAGUGCGUAUGAGUGAGAACCGCCUUCAUCUUCUUGAUGAGAUUACAAACUCUACGUACAACCGCGUUGUGGGAUUCUUAAUUCUGAACGUUCUGCUUGUCAUUGUUGCUAGCGUUGGGUCAGAGAAGUAUUUGGAACGAUUCUUUAUAAAGCAGAAGAUUGCUUAA
Molecule: messenger RNA, 699 nt
Organism: Trypanosoma brucei brucei TREU927
Lineage: Eukaryota; Euglenozoa; Kinetoplastea; Trypanosomatida; Trypanosomatidae
Exons: 1
Coding region: 1-699 (232 amino acids)
Biological process (GO): intracellular protein transport; Golgi organization; endoplasmic reticulum to Golgi vesicle-mediated transport
Cellular component (GO): endoplasmic reticulum-Golgi intermediate compartment; Golgi apparatus; endoplasmic reticulum
Source: RefSeq, a predicted model, not a curated record